Molecule: messenger RNA, 1481 nt
Organism: Frankliniella occidentalis (western flower thrips)
Lineage: Eukaryota; Metazoa; Arthropoda; Insecta; Thysanoptera; Thripidae
Product: phosphotriesterase-related protein
Exons: 7
Coding region: 212-1270 (352 amino acids)
Biological process (GO): catabolic process
Molecular function (GO): zinc ion binding; hydrolase activity, acting on ester bonds
Source: RefSeq, a predicted model, not a curated record
GAAAGCCCUAGUCCGAAUUCCAAAUGUGUACGACACGUCCCACAUCCGACACUCGUUCGCGUUCGCCUUCGCGUUCGCGUUUGACACGACGAGACAGACAACAGGUGUCCCGAGCGGCGCGAGGCACGAGAUAAGGAGCAUUACACCUACUUUUUAUAUCAAAGCCAAGCUUCCUUCACUUUAGUGAUCCGACGGCAGCGAAGAUUGAAGCAUGUCUCCAACCGUCCAAACUGUCUUGGGCCCUGUGGCAGCGGAUAAGCUGGGCAGGACAUUGACCCAUGAGCAUCUUUCUGUGAACUAUGAAAACUUUUAUAAAUCUCCACCUUCUAUAUUUAAGUCAGAAAUUGAGAGAACCUUAAGCUUAGACAAUAUAGGUUUGAUUAAGCAAUACCCCUAUGCCAGUCAUGAAAACAUUGCAUUCUAUGGAACUGAAGUUGAUGCUGCAGUGGCUUAUGAUGUAAGCCUCUUUAAAAUGGCUGGUGGAGGGACUAUUGUUGAAAACACUACUCAUGGAUUGAAGCGGCAAAUCAAGUUAAUGGAAACGAUCAGUAAAAAUACUGGAGUAAAUAUUAUUGCUGGCUGUGGAUACUAUCUGGAGAGCACUCAACCUGGAAGUGUUCGCAACCUAUCAGAAGAGGAUAUGUUUAAUUCAAUGGUGACUGAAAUGACGCAGGGUAGUGCUGACUACCCUUCUGUGAAAUGUGGUGUUAUAGGUGAAGUAGCAAGUGAUUGGCCAAUAACAGAUUUUGAAAAAAGGGCCAUCAGAGCUACAGCUCAAGCACAAAACUAUCUUAGAUGUCCAGUAACAUUUCAUCCAGGUCGAAGUCCUGAAGCUCCUUUUGAAAUUAUGAGAUUGUACCUUGAAGCAGGUGGAAAGGCUAAAAGAGCAAUAAUGUCUCACUUAGACAGAACUCUAAAUGAAAAACAACAAUUUCUGAACUUUUCCGAGCUGGGUUCUUUCUGCCAACUGGAUUUAUUCGGCACAGAAUGUUCUUGGUAUCAGUUAAACCCUGACUGUGAUAUGCCGUCCGAUGCAGAGAGAGUGAAGAUAUUUUCUUGGUUGAAGGAUGAAGGAAAACUUCAGCAACUCCUUGCAUCCCAUGACAUCCAUACCAGACAUCGUCUUGUAAAGUAUGGAGGUCACGGCUAUGCUCAUUUGUUGGCUAAUGUGGUACCAAAAAUGAUUUUGAGGGGUUUCACCUCAGAAGAAGUUGACGCCAUAACUAUUGAGAACCCAAGGGCAUGGCUGACUGGGGAACGAGAUCAAUAAAAGAUCCAGGUUCAGGUGAAGAGUACUUGUAUUAAAACAUCAGAAUGUUUACAAAUGUAGAAAUUGACAAGACACUUGCUAUGAGUGAAACUAACAGGAAAUACAAGGUGUAAGAACCAAUGGUCCUCUUUUAAGACAGUCCCUUAUUUACCGUUGAUUAAAACUGUAAAAGAAAUUCACAAAUAAAAACUACAAAAUAAUUGUUCCUCAA